GCGAGUCUUGUGUUUGAGCCUUUAGCCCCUAAGACUAUAAGUAGAGAACCAGACUAUGGGCCUUUCGGCCCGUCUUCUGGAUUUCAUAAUCGGUAUCCGUAUAGGUUGUAACAUAGACUGUAAUAGGUGUAGUAGGUACAUGGUCUCGCUUCAAAAUCCGUAAUCUAGUGAACACGAGGUAUGGGUCACUUAUUUAUAAGACUGGCGGCCUUACGCGAAUCAUAAAACCAGGUUUGGUGUGUAUAUUGACGCUGGACCUUUCGACUCUUGUACUCAUCAACCCCCCCACCCACUCUAGUGAUGUACCUGUCCGAGCAGUCGACCGGUGAUCCUGUCGACCUCACCGAAUGCAUCACACGCACUAGUGAUUUUUAUACAGCUGCAGGAGGGUUCGGUGAUGUUUGGCGCUGCAUGCUGCAAACUGAUGAAACGCAAAUUGUGGUUGCAGUCAAAGUGAUCAGGUUUCCAGAUGGGGAGGUCGGUGCACCGAAUGAGAAGGCACUGCGACGUGAACUUGGAACAUGGGGGAUACUUGGUCAUAUGAACAUCGUGCCACUACUAGGCAUAGCACGAGGUUUUAGCCCCUCCAUAUCUAUGGUCUCGCCCUGGUUUGAAAAUGGGUCAUUGAUGGUUUAUCUCCGGAAACAUGAAGGCAUCACUUUGUCUGAUCGCCUCCGCUUACUCGAAGAUGUUACAUCGGGUCUCCAUUAUCUGCAUGGUGUCCCGGUAGUUCACGGUGACUUAACUCCAAACAACGUGCUCCUGAAUAACGACAAAAGGGCUGUCCUCACAGACUUUGGCUUGUCGUCCGUGCUCGGAGAUAUCACCGGCCGCUCAUAUCUUCAACGUUCUUGUGCACAACCAGGAGCACUUCGCUACAGCGCUCCUGAGCUUCUGAAUCUGAGAGAAUCUGAUGCAUCUAUCCCACCCGAUACUCAAAGUGAUGUUUACUCAUUUGGCUGUCUCGCACUUAAAGUACUUUCGGGAAGUGAGCCCUGGGCUGAUGUCAGGCAUGAGAGAUUCAUCAUUAUCAGAGUGGCUGAGGGGCAUACACCACAGAGGCCUGACAGCGGUCCAAUCUUAGAUGCACAUUGGCGACUAAUACAACAAUGUUUCGUACCACCUGGUGCAAUGCCCGCUCGUCCGUCCACAGGUGAUAUCCUGAACUUUCUUAAAAUAGAAUUACAGUUGGAAGAUCAAAAAGUGUCGGUAGUGAAUCGGUCGAACAAGUGCUUCAAUGGAGAUGAAGUUGCAACAUCUUUACAGUACAAAACCACCGUCAGCAAAAUUCCCUUGACAGAUGCCUUCGGGACGAGUUCCAUUGUUAACACAAAUCAACACAUAGCAUCCCCGUUGUCCAACUUAACACCUGGUAUCCCUAGCAAAGGGAAAGACUCUUCGGAGAUGACACGCAAGUUUAAUUUGAAUUUUCUCCGCCGCAACAACGUACAGAAGGGAGGUCGCACUACAUAUUCACAAUGCACAACACGAACGAAAUAUUUGAAACAGGCUGGACUUCCGCGAGGCACAAACAUCGAACGAGAAACUAUGAGCCCCUUUACUGUUAUCGCGACCGCCUCCCUGACGAGAGUGCAAGACUUUGCCGUACCUCCGGGAGGCCUUGGCGAUACUUUCCAGUGUAUCUUGCGGAACGGGGCUUUCAAGAAGGAGAAGGUCGCGGUCAAGUCUAUCAAGGUACGAGAUGACGAUGAAGAGAGCAUUCGGAGGGCCCGAAUAGUCAGCCCCAGCGAUACCGUAAAAAUAUCAACGCUAAUUCCUAGACACAUCAGAUCAUCCUGGCGGAAGUGCAAGGUUGGAUGUCUCUCCGCCACGAAAAUAUAUUGCCUAUCUACGGUACUACAACGGGGUUCGGUUCUAGCCUUCCCUGCUUGGUAUCGCCUUGGACGGAGAAUGGAUCCUUGAGCAGCUACCUGAGCGCCAGGGGUCAAACUCUCUCAAGCACUGCAAAGCUUUCACUGCUAUCUCAUAUCGCAGAUGGGCUCCACUUUCUUCAUUGCAAAAACAUAAUCCAUGGCAAUCUCAGUAGUAAUAAUGUUUUAAUUGACAGUCACCACACCGUCCGUCUUACGGACUAUGGACUGUCUUCAGUCGUAUCUACGUGUGGCGAUCUCUUUCAGUCCUAUCAUUGCGGUGCUUUGCGCUGGACGCCUCCAGAACUGAUCAGCGACGA
Suillus paluster is the source of this 2191-nucleotide messenger RNA. Its product is annotated as kinase-like domain-containing protein. NCBI's taxonomy places the organism in Eukaryota, Fungi, Basidiomycota, Agaricomycetes, Boletales, Suillaceae. Gene Ontology annotation, biological process: protein phosphorylation. Gene Ontology annotation, molecular function: ATP binding; protein kinase activity. The record is from RefSeq and is a predicted model, not a curated record. Bases 301 to 1923 code for a protein of 540 amino acids. The transcript has 14 exons.